Messenger RNA from Xenia sp. Carnegie-2017, 1266 nucleotides. Its product is annotated as succinate--CoA ligase [ADP/GDP-forming] subunit alpha, mitochondrial-like. Gene Ontology annotation, molecular function: succinate-CoA ligase (ADP-forming) activity; succinate-CoA ligase (GDP-forming) activity. Bases 15 to 986 code for a protein of 323 amino acids. Gene Ontology annotation, cellular component: mitochondrion; succinate-CoA ligase complex (ADP-forming). Lineage: Eukaryota; Metazoa; Cnidaria; Anthozoa; Malacalcyonacea; Xeniidae. The record is from RefSeq and is a predicted model, not a curated record. Gene Ontology annotation, biological process: tricarboxylic acid cycle. The transcript has 12 exons.
AGUUUCAAUCCAAUAUGGCGUUUUUACGUUGUGGAAGACAAGCUAUUCAAAAGGUUGGGGUUCGUUUCUGUUACACAGAAACAAGAAAAAAUUUGUCCAUCAACAAGGACACAAAAAUUAUUUGCCAAGGCUUUACCGGAAAGCAAGGAACUUUUCACAGUGAGCAUUCCAUUGAAUAUGGUAGCCAUAUGGUUGGAGGAGUAUCUCCUGGUAAAGGUGGACAGGAACAUUUGGGAUUACCUGUUUUUAAUUCAGUUGCUGAGGCAAAACAAGAAACAGAUUGUGACGCGACAGUGAUAUUUGUUCCACCCAAGUUUGCAAAAGAUGCCAUUAUGGAAGCAAUGGAUGCUGAGAUAGGUUUAAUUGUAGCAAUUACUGAAGGAAUUCCACAGCAUGAUAUGGUUAAGGUAAAGCAUCGACUUGUUAGACAGAACAAAAGUCGUCUUAUUGGGCCAAAUUGUCCUGGAAUCAUUAAGCCAGGCGAAUGUAAAAUCGGAAUCAUGCCUGGUCAUAUUCAUCAGAAAGGUUCAAUAGGUAUAGUUUCAAGAUCGGGAACAUUAACAUAUGAAGCCGUUCAUCAAACGACGUGCGCCGGACUUGGACAGUCGCUGUGUAUAGGUAUUGGUGGUGAUCCUUUCAAUGGUACAAACUUCAUGGAUUGUUUGGAUAUAUUUCUUAAAGAUCCUGAAACUGAAGGUAUUAUUUUGAUUGGUGAAAUUGGUGGUGGCGCUGAGGAAAAAGCUGCAGAAUUUCUGCUGGAGCAUAAUCAAGGAGAAAAUGCAAAGCCAGUUGUUUCGUUUAUUGCUGGCCUAACUGCUCCUCCUGGUAGACGUAUGGGUCAUGCUGGUGCUAUUAUUUCUGGUGGUAAGGGUGGAGCCGAGAAUAAGAUUGCAAGCUUGAAAAACGCUGGUGUGAUUGUUACGAACUCACCUGCCCAAAUGGGGAACACGAUGAAACAGGCGUUAGAUGGAAAUCUGAAUAAGUAGCGUUGGAGUUGAGGGACUUGGCUACAUGCAGAUCUCCAAUGCUGAAAAAAAACUUCUGGGCAUGUUUUUUAUCUCCACCUGUUAUGAUUUGAAAAUUUGAUGACUAGUCGAAGCUUGGCAACAAGCAGUUUAAUUUUGAAAAAACGGAACAAUUUUUCCACAUAUUGCAGACGAGCUAAGAAGCGUGGUGUUGAAUAUAGACGCGUAUUUCAAAUGGUAAUAUCAUUCGGAUUCAUUUCUUAUGAAAAAUGCAAGCUAAAGAUACAUGAAUAUUUUUGAA